CUCUCUCUCUCUAAACCAACACCCUACUAUGGCCUCCACUGCACCACCACAAUCUCUCUCUCCUCCCAACAACACCGACCUCCAAGCCCUCCUCCACGCUGCACGGCCUUUCCUGCGCGGCGAACUUGAGGUCGUCGACCCACGCCUCCCCUCCCUUGUGGCCACCCUCCGCUCGGCCGGUGCUGGGGAGUGCUGGCACAAGAACGGCCGCUUCCUCGACCACCUCCUCGCCAUGUACCGCAUCCUUCGUCUCUGGGGGGCCCCUGACGCCGUCUCCCUCUGCGGCCUCUACCACUCUGCCUACUCCAACUCCUACGUCGACCUGGCCAUUUUCGAACCCAACGCCGGCCGUGACGUCGUCCGCAGCCACGUCGGCAAUGCCACUGAGCGCCUCAUCCACCUGUUCUGCACCGUCCACAGGCCAACCCUUAUCCUCGAUGACCUGCUCUUCCGCUAUGAUGACUCGGAGCUCAUCGAGCACCUGAAGCUCUCAGAGACGUCCCUCCGGAACGCCAAGGAGAAGGGAGUGUUCAGAGGCGACGAGGCGUGGCGGCAGAAGGUCCAGUCGCUGUUGCCCGCCGAGGGGAUAAGGGUGAAGCACGUAGACACGGGAGAGGACGUGCUCGUUUCGAGGAGGGUGGGGGCGGUUUUCUUGAUGAUGACCAUGGCUGAUUUCAGCGACCAGUUCUUUGGGUUUCAGGACAUGCUGUUGGAGAACAGCGACGGGCGGUUGGAGUUCACCGGGAACAAUUUCUGGGCACUGUGGCCAGGGGACGGGAAGCCCGGGCUCUGGAUGAACUCAGUAUCGAGGAUGGGCGCGAUCUACAUGCUCGUAGUGAGAGAGGAAGAGAUCUUCACGCUGGAGAAGAGGAAGAGCCAAGGCAACGCCGACUCCGAGCCGCCAUCAGCAGAGCGGGACGAGGACAUCGAGCUGGUGGUGCCGCCGGUGUUCGAGUCCUGCACGCGGGUGCUCAGCGCGAGGGACCAGAUCGAGGCGAGGGACAAGUACUGGGAAGCAGUGAGCGACAUGAGCAAGUUCGGAGGGGCCGAGCAUUACGACGCGGUGGAGCGGAGCCUGAGGGAAACCGUAGAGAAGAACCCGUUCGUCGGGGAGCCGCGGGUGGUGCUGGGGCAGCUAUAUCUUGGGAAAGGGCGGUACGAGGAGGCGGAGAGGGAGGCGGAGGCCGGGCUGAGGCUGCUGCUGGGGUGGGGGAGUUCCUGGGACAAGAGGAUGCCCUGGGAAGUGUGGGUGUCCUGGGCGAGGGUGCUGUUCAUGAAGGCCAGAGAGAAGUCGUGGCCUAACACUUCUUUUGGGAUUCUCGCUCUAGGGCUCGUGGGGUGAUUUGCUAAGGUUGU
Molecule: messenger RNA, 1356 nt
Organism: Rhodamnia argentea
Lineage: Eukaryota; Viridiplantae; Streptophyta; Magnoliopsida; Myrtales; Myrtaceae
Exons: 2
Coding region: 29-1342 (437 amino acids)
Molecular function (GO): protein binding
Source: RefSeq, a predicted model, not a curated record